AAAGCACUGCUUAAUCUUAUAUACUCAGUCAACAUGCCUUCAUUGGCUCAAACAAUGCUUAUGAUUGCACCUCUUAUAAUUUUACACCAUGCCAGGAUCAUAGAACCUUCAUUACUAGUUCACUGAUUUAGUUUAGUAUAUAUAUGAGGUUGGAGAAGGCUUGCAGCACUGCAUAAUCCAUUCAUAUCUUGUUUUUAGAGUUAUUAACAAAUCUACAAAUUACAAGUUAGCUAAGUAGUCUUCUUAUAGCUGCUCCAUAGACGUAAUGGCUGCGAGUCCUCCCAACACUCCUUAUUGGGUGUUCUUGAGCUUCAGAGGUCAAGACACACGAAACAACAUCACCAGCCAUCUAUGCGGGAGUCAAGACUUUCAGAGAUGAUGAUGCCCUGCGAAGGGGAGAGGAGAUCUCAGCAGGACUACUGAAUGCAAUCCGCGCUUCAAAGAUUUGUGUCAUUGUUUUCUCCAGAAACUAUGGGGACUCCAAAUGGUGUCUUGAUGAGCUUCAUGAGAUCAUGGAAAGCAAGAGAAAUAAUGAGGGGCAGGUGGUGGUCAUUCCUGUGUUUUACAAUGUUGAUCCAUCGGAUGUGCGCCACCAGAUAGGAACCUUUAGACAAGCUUUUCAGAAACAUGAAGAGCGUCAUGGGGCCGAGUUGGUGAGGAAAUGGAGAAAUGCUCUCACCACAGCUUCUAAUCUGUCCGGAUACGAUCUUCAGCAAGAUGCACAUGGGAACGAAGGAGAUCUGGUCCAGAAAGUUGUGGCAUAUGUUCGUCAGAAACUACAGCCAAUCAUAGACAAAAUGUAUGCUGUCCAGUUGCCUGCUGACAAGCUAGAAAUAGAUCACGGAAACAACUCAAGAAAGUGGAACUGGUUUGUUGACGGAAAUGAUAGAAUUCCUUCAUGGUGGACAUCCAGAAGGCUAAACAAUGAUAAUUGGGGAGAGGGAACGGAGAUUGCUGAAGUGAUGAAAGUGUAUUGGCUACACAUAGCCGGAGAGUAUGAGGAAAAUUUGCUGACACCAGGAUGGACUUACGAGGUUCAUUUUGUUGUGAAGCUAAAACAAGACUUGGAAAUGGAACGUACAGCAAAGCUUAUACUUGAUGCUCCCAACGGGACCAGCCAAGAGAGCAGAGAGAAUCUAAUGGGGAAGCCAAGGGAUCAGUGGAUAGAGAUUAAAGUAGGGGAAUUCAAGGCUCAAAAUCACGGGGGAAAGGUUGAAUUUUCUCUCUACGCUAGUGAAGAUGAUACCAUUCGUAAGAGAGGUAUCUACGUCCUAGGUGCUCAGAUUGUCCCGGUGUUCUUCCCUCGAAUAAACAUGUAUGAGUAUGGCCGCUAAGAACAGAUAAUUAUAUGCCGAUUUGUAGUUAGUUCUGUCACAUUUUCAGCAUAUUGUCUUGGUUGUUAAUUUCCUAAUUUAGUUGAGUAUAUCUAAUA
Molecule: messenger RNA, 1432 nt
Organism: Daucus carota subsp. sativus
Lineage: Eukaryota; Viridiplantae; Streptophyta; Magnoliopsida; Apiales; Apiaceae
Product: lectin-like
Exons: 5
Coding region: 513-1334 (273 amino acids)
Biological process (GO): signal transduction
Source: RefSeq, a predicted model, not a curated record